Molecule: messenger RNA, 4343 nt
Organism: Hyla sarda
Lineage: Eukaryota; Metazoa; Chordata; Amphibia; Anura; Hylidae
Gene: COL28A1
Product: collagen type XXVIII alpha 1 chain
Exons: 37
Coding region: 126-3905 (1259 amino acids)
Molecular function (GO): serine-type endopeptidase inhibitor activity
Source: RefSeq, a predicted model, not a curated record
GUGCGUCAUCAUCAAGGCAACGUCACUAGUCCGGGGCCGGCCCAGAGCGGAGAAGAGGGCCUCGCGGUGAAGAUGGACAGCCCGGAACGACUAACCCUCCCCACCGGACGGUCCCUGCAGCAUAGAUGGCCCGGACCAGCUCACCCUUCCUUCCUACCGAGGGGAGAUCAAUCAUGUUCCCUCGGGUUUUGUGGUUCCUGUUCAUAUUACAUGCCCAGACUUCCGUGGCCCAGAAUUAUUUUGAAGAGAGAAGAAAUGGAAGAUUUAGGCCCAAAGCUUUAGUAUCUGGCCCUGUGGAGAAGGUUCCCAGCAUCAGUGAACAAGAUGAAGACUGCCUUUUGGAAAUGGGGUUCCUCCUGGACAGUUCAGAAAGCGCCAAGGACUAUAAUCACAAUCAGGAGAAAAGAUUUGUUUUGCAAAUGGUAGACAAGCUAAAAAGUGUUCAGCUGGACUCCAAGAGGCCUUUCAGCUGGAGGAUGGCAUUGAUUCAGUACAGCAGCACAGUACAGAUAGAGCAAACCUUCAGAGACUGGAAAGGACCUGAUAAUUUUAAAGCUCGCAUUGCUCCCAUAGCAUACAUUGGCCACGGUACAUUCACCUCCUACGCCAUAACCAAUUUAACUCAGCUGUAUAUGAAUGAAGGUACACACAAAAGUGUGAAGGUGGCCGUGCUUCUAACCGAUGGGGUAGACCAUCCCAGAAAUCCCGAUAUAUUUGCCGCUACUGCCAAUGCCAAAAACCAUGAUGUUAAGCUUUUCAUUGUUGGAAUGACGUCUGUAGCCAAGGAGGCCACCAAUGCUGCAAAGCUACGACUCCUGGCUAGCGUGCCUGCCACCAGGUUUGUCUUCCAUUUGCAGGAAACGGAUAUUGUGGAUAGGAUGAUCAAGGAAGUGAAAGAACUAGCAGAAGAAGGGUGUCGGCAAUCUCCUGUUUGUACCUGUGAAAAAGGUGAAAAGGGUCUUCCUGGAGCCGCUGGUAAGAAAGGUCGGCCUGGUGAUGAUGGUAUUCCCGGACAGAAAGGCGGUAAGGGUGAAUCCGGUCUUAAUGGUAUUCCUGGAAGAGACGGUUUAGAGGGAAAACCUGGAUAUAAAGGAGAGCAGGGGGAGAGAGGAGAAUGUGGUAUUCCUGGUGUCAAGGGAGAUCGGGGUCCUGAAGGUCCAACUGGCCCAAGAGGACUGAGAGGAGUGCAGGGUGUUCAAGGACCUCCAGGAGAUCAGGGACCUGAAGGACUUCAAGGAUCAAAAGGGGACAGAGGUGUUCCUGGACCACCUGGAGUACAAGGAGAAACAGGAGUAGGACUCCCUGGACCCAAGGGAGACCUAGGUCCACACGGAAGACCAGGACCAAGUGGACCACCUGGAGUUGGUGAACCGGGAUCGCCAGGCCCUCAGGGAGCACAGGGGCUUCCAGGAGAAAGAGGAUCACAAGGAGAAGGACUGCCAGGACCAAAGGGAGACCGAGGAUUUGAAGGCCCAAGAGGAACUCGUGGACCACCAGGUCCUGGAAUUCAGGGCGAUAAAGGCGAGUUUGGUCCUCCUGGAUUGCCAGGACCAAUUGGUUUACCUGGUGUUGGAAUACAAGGAGAAAAGGGAGUUCAGGGUCCUGUUGGGCCACCAGGUAUGAGAGGACCACAAGGAGAAGGACUCAUGGGGCCAAAGGGAGACCAAGGUUUGCCAGGAGAAUCUGGACUACCUGGAGAAAGAGGAAUUGGUGAACCUGGAGCAAAGGGUGAACCAGGAUCUGCAGGUUUAGCUGGGUUACCUGGUUUACCAGGAGAAGACGGCGCUCCAGGACAAAAGGGUGAGCCAGGACUUCCAGGUCUCAGGGGUCAAGAGGGGUCUCCUGGUCUUGGCAUACAGGGUGAAAAGGGAGACCAAGGACAACGUGGCAUCCGUGGGUUAACAGGGCCCCCAGGACCUGCUGGACCAUCAGGACCAAAAGGUGAACCUGGUGCUGCAGGGCGUAUUGGAAUGCCAGGGCCCCCUGGUCGGGCAAUAGUUGGUCCUAAGGGAGACAUUGGCCUACCAGGUCCACAAGGUCUUAUCGGAGAACCAGGAAUUGGUAUUGCAGGUCCAAAGGGUGACAGAGGCAAUCCAGGACCAUCAGGACCAUAUGGACCAAAGGGAGAUGGGUUUGCAGGACCUCCAGGAAUGCCAGGACUUCCAGGACUUCCAGGUGAUCCUGGACCAGACGGCAUUGGGCUUCCAGGACCAAAGGGAGACCCCGGUUUCAGAGGUCCUGUUGGUCUAUCCGGUCCCCCUGGUGAAGGUCUGCCUGGACCUAAGGGUAAUGCGGGAAAAACAGGAUUUCCAGGUCCCCAGGGUCCUCCAGGAGAAGGCAUACAGGGUGCAAAGGGAGAACAAGGAGGUCAAGGUUUGCCAGGGCCACGUGGACCUCCAGGCGAGGGACUUCUAGGGCCGAAGGGUGAUCGAGGUUCUGCUGGUGAAAGAGGAAGAAAGGGGGAUAAAGGUGACGGUGGAGAUCCUGGAAACCCUGGAGACACGGGAAAAACUGGAAGUAAAGGAGAUCCUGGAUUAACAAGAGAAGAUAUCAUUAAGAUGAUUAAGGAAAUUUGUGGUUGUGGUGUUAAAUGUAAAGAGAUUCCUAUGGAACUUGUCUUCGUCAUCGACAGCUCUGAGAGUGUUGGACCAGAAAACUUUGAAAUUAUCAAAGACUUUGUGACAGCCCUGGUUGAGCGUGUAACAGUAGGACGAAAUGCCACUCGUAUAGGACUUGUCCUCUACAGUUUAGAAGUGAAGCUUGAAUUUGGCCUGAACAGGUUCACGACUCAGCAAGAUGUAAAGCAAGCUAUUAGGAAGGUGAUGUACAUGGGAGAAGGUACCUAUACGGGAACUGCCAUAAGAAAGGCUACACAGGAAGGUUUUUACGGUGCAAGAAAUGGAGUCAGAAAAGUAGCUCUUGUCCUCACAGAUGGUCAGACAGACAAGAGAGAAACUGUGAAACUGGACAUAGCUGUUCGGGAGGCCCAGGCAGCCAAUAUAGAAAUGUACGCCAUUGGAAUUGUGAAUUCCAGUGACCCAACUCAACAAGAAUUCAUAAGGGAACUAAAUCUUAUCGCAUCAGACCCUGAUGCUGAACACAUGUAUUUAAUCGAUGAUUUCAACACUUUAACAGCGUUGGAAUCAAAGUUGGUGAACCAGUUCUGUGAGGAUGAAAAUGGAGCUCUCAUCUACAACCGGGUUGGAAACAAAAUCAGCACAAUAUAUCCACAGAAGGGUUCUUCCAGUUCUAGCGUUAUUGCCUCUCCAGGCAGCAAUGACCGCGUCAACACAGAAGAAAAUCUUAGAUUAGAAGAAAAACGUCGGUUAGAGGAAAGAAUUAGGUUAGAAGAAGAAAGAAUUCGACAAGAAAGACUUAGACAACAAGAAUUAAUUCGACAAGAAGAAGAAAGGAUUCGUCAAGAAGAAGAAAGACGAAGGAAACAAGAGACUAUUGUUAUUUCCCGGGAGUCACAAGUUCCGAAAACACAAAUUGAGUCUGUUCCGAGUAUAGAUGAAGGGGAAGAGGAAGAGGAUUAUGAUGAAGGGGAAGAGGACAUAGAUCAGCCAAUAUCUAAUAAUAAUAGAGUAGUAUCCUCAUCAUCAGCUGAGAUAGCAGCUCCUUCAACAUCAUCAUCUUCAUCUAGGACUGUCAUAUUAUCUCCAAGUUCAUCAGAGAAAGUUGAACCGAUAGUACCAAAAAUAGAAUAUAUCCAGGAUGCACGAUGCAAGCUUCCGUUAGAUCAGGGUCCAUGCCGGACUUAUAUCAUAAAAUGGUAUUAUGAUAAGCAAGCCAAUUCUUGUGCCCAGUUCUGGUACGGUGGCUGCAGUGGAAAUGCUAAUCGUUUUGAUACUGAAGAUGAAUGUAAGAAAUCCUGUGUCCACCCUCACGAGGGAGAAAAAUAACAGAGAAAAGUGAGAGGCUCUACUCUAGAAACUGAAGGAUUCAAUGAAACAUUUCCGUAUAUGUGUCAAUUCACCAUCACUUCUGAUUACGAUAUCAUGGAAUUGCUGUUUUUUAUUCACCUACAACCUUAUCUGAAUGUUAAAAAUGUUGUUUUAUCCUUCGUACUCACUUAAACUGACAUCACACAAUAGGAGAUCAACCCUUUUUUUUAUCUCAUGAACCAAUGUUCCCUAAUACUACUGUAGUUUGAAUGCUAUAAUGUUCUAUAUAGCUCUGCUUUCUAUGAGCCUAUACAAUGCUAACCACAUCUACAGAACCUAAGGCGCAAUCUACGUAGAAUGUUCUGCGAUGGAGAGCCUCAAUUUCUUUCAAUGGGCUUUCCGUGGAAGUUCAACUGGUUCCAGAAAGUUAAACAGAUUUGUAAAUUACUUCUAUCA